This is a messenger RNA of Somion occarium, 807 nucleotides long. NCBI's taxonomy places the organism in Eukaryota, Fungi, Basidiomycota, Agaricomycetes, Polyporales, Cerrenaceae. The record is from the annotation of a GenBank genome assembly.
AAGAGGCUGCAUCAUCAUCUAUGUAUCCUCGCAAACUCCUGUACCCAUCUCGUACUGCCCCAUUGAUUCACACUCCUAGUAUAACCAAAGUUCCAUCUUACACACUGUUGUAUAAUUUUAUCGGAAUCCAUGGCCCGAAAUCGCAAACCUUCAAAAAAGCCAGCCACGGAAGAGAACCAACAGCCGUCAGUGGACAUUCCAGAGCAGGAGCAAUGGCGAAUCAUAAAGGAAUCUGGCAUACUGAAGGGCGUCCCUAUCGAGAACCCGAACUCAAGCUCUAACAGCGACGAGGAGCCUGAAGGACUCUCGCCUCUUGUGGAAGAGAUAUUCAGUGCCAUAAAUCUCAUUAUACUGCACUCGUUCCUGCUCAUAAUGAUGGAGAUUUUAAUACACUACCAGUAUGGUAGACAUCCGACGUACGGUGCUAUUUUUCAGCGAAUGCUUCCAAGCGUACCUUUCCUGUCUGUUUUCAUAUUUUAUACCAGUCGAUACAAACAGACUCGGGCAAUGCAAGGCUUUCUCUUCGUUCUUUCCCUCGCUAUGGGUAUACGUCUAAUCUAUAUCAUAAAUGUCGCGUCUUGGACGGUCAACAUGAGACAGGCCCCACCCCUGGCUACGAUCUGGGUAUAUUGCAUCGUGCAGCUGAAUCUCUUACCUGCUACCCUAAGUUUAGUCAUUGUAUAUGGCUGGGUAUAUUACAGGGGGAUGAAGUUAUUCUUCUAGUCUAUAUAGUAACACUUAAACCUACUCUUAUGAAAGCUACGUAACAAGGACAGGAAAUGGAGAAUGUACCCUUCUCAGGGCGGC